UCCGUGGAAAUUAAAGACAAAAAUGUUCAUAAAGCAGGGUUCUGAGAGGUGCAGUAACUGGUAUAUUUCAUAACUUGAAUCCCUGUGCCAUGUUCUUUGUAUGAAUAUAAUUCAAGGCUGAACAAAUUUGAUGGCUAUCACAAACGACAAAGGGGUGUAAAUUACCGUUGCCGUACGACCGACAGGUUAUGUUUAUAUAAAAUACUGUUUCAAAUAUCACUAAACAGUCAUCCGGAACUGCAGACGUCAGAAUAUAUGUGCGGUUGGAAACCGUUCAAUUCUCUGUCCAGUCGGAAACUGGGCUGGGUGUGUGGUGCGUGAUCGGCUGCUGGGCCCGAGCAAGGUCGAUAUCAUUUUGGGUUUCGUCUGGCUGUAGCUAGCUGUCCUCAACCAGAAACGACCCUGCACACACCAAUUAUUCACGCCCAUAUUUCUCGAAUUUUCACGCCAGCGUGCAGCUCGCAACUGGUUCACAUUAUGCAACUGACAUCACGAUGACUGUGAAUUUGGAGCAGAUCUUCGCAUACGAGUGAAGUGGACUAAAAAAGUAGUCUACACUGCCUGAACCCUAUCAUCACCAUGGCAGCUCCGCCCGUGCUGUACACCUGUGCCCUGUGUGGACAGGACGGUCUGACUGACCCUGACAUGAGGUCUCACAUGGUGGUGGUACAUCAGGAGGAGACCAUCUCCUGUCCGUUCUGUACCCUGGGCGGUGUCAGCUAUGAUGAGAUGGAGCUCCACAUCAACACGGUACACACAGAUGACAUGGACAUUGGUAUGGAGGAGGCCAUGUUCAUUGAUGAGGAGAUGGAGAGAGAGAAGAGGAAUGGUGAAAAGACUGAGGAGGAAAAGGAAACAUCAGACACUCGAGACAGUUGCUUUAGACAGGAUGGAGCACUGUCACUAGAAGAAGAGGAUGGUGCUUGUUUAAACCAAGAAUUCAGAAUGAGUGUUUGUGAGAAUGAUGAAGGAAGUGAAGAUGAUGGGGACCUAGGUGCAAAAGGAAGAGAAAGGAUUGUGGUGAAGAGUAAAUCUUGGUCAGACAAUGGCACCCUAGCAGCAGACUCAGAGUCAGAGGAGGAACUUGAAGGAAGUAGUGACAAAAGAAGGCGGUUGGAAGAGUGUGACGUGCAAUAUGUUAGUGAUAGUGAUGAUGACGUUGAAAAUGAUAAUCAUGUACAACUCAACAAUGACAGUCAUGGAAACCCCAGAAAGAAAGAUUCCCCUAUGACGCAGUAUGCAAAGAAUGGUCUGUCCACAGAUUCUUCCCCUACCACUAGUACCAGCGAAAGUCUAUCCCCAGAGUCCAUCAUCAAAUAUUCCAACAGAAAUCAGGAAAAUACCUCUCCAAGAAACCCUCACCAUGGCAACCCACACCCAUGGCAUAAUGGGGAAAAUGGCAAGGUACAUUCUGGACCCAAGACUGGAAAUCCUCACAAGAAGGUCGACAUCCCAAAGAGUAAGAUCAUGAAAACGUCUGAGCAAAAGGCCAACAUCAACAUAACUGACAGUGAACUUGGUGCCCUAGCAUCAAGGAUUGAGGAUGAAGAGAUAGGUUGUCCGUUCUGUAACAUUAGGGGCAUUCCUCCUGUGGAUCUGAAUGCUCAUGUAAACAGGGCCCAUGCAGACCUGCUGAGUCCUGAGAAGGCAGGGCCAUCCAACAUGGCACAGUUCGACAAUGACACGGUGUGCCCCAUGUGUGGGCUGCAAGGACUGGAGGGGGACCUCUUUGCACAACAUGUGGAAGGGCAUUUCCAGGAAGAACAGAGAGAGCUUUCUGACCAUGCCCUGGCUGCACAGCUGCAGGAACAGGAAGAGGCAGAGACUCGGCGCAGGAAACAGAGAGAAGAAGAGGAGUUCAGAAGACUCCAGGCGAGAUACGGGAUGGAUAACCAGGGGAACUAUCGCAGCCAGUCCAUGACCCACAUGGAGCGAGCGGUGGCGAGGGGACAGAUGAGCACCAUGGAGUACCACAAGAAGAAGGCUGAGAUGGCGCAGACACUGAGCUCAGGAAAGGACGACGGCAAGUCUUGUGUGAGAGGCAUUGUGCAGAGACUGCGUGCUGCCUAUGCCUCUGGGAUCUAUGGUGUCCGGCAGGUGUUCCUGGCUGCCAGCGUGGACCACUUCAGCUCCAGCUGGGGGGAUAAAGGCUGGGGCUGCGGAUACAGGAACAUCCAGAUGAUGCUGUCAGCACUCUUCAGAGAUCCAGCCUAUAGAGAUGUACUCGUCAAAAGCAUCUCAUUCAUGCCAUCCAUCCCCAAGAUCCAGCAGAUGAUCGAGGAGGCGUGGAGCCGGGGGUUCGACCGGGAGGGGAGCGAGCAGCUCGGGGGGAAACUCAGAAAUACCAGAAAGUGGAUCGGUGCCACUGAAGUAGCUGCACUGUUCUCUUCCUUAGGAGUAAGAGCACAAGUAGUUGACUUCCACCACCCCACAGCUGCAGACGGCUCCCACCCUCAGCUGUUUGACUGGACAAAGAACCAUUUCCGGCAGGAGGGGGCCGGAGGGAAACACCCGCUGUACCUGCAGCACCAAGGUCACAGUAGAACCAUCAUUGGCUAUGAGGAACAUGCUGAUGGUAGUGGAAGGCUUCUCAUCUUUGACCCAGGGCACAACCCCAAGCAGAUCGAGCCCCUGGCCCACGGGAAGAUCACGGGCACGCAGCUGAGGGUGCUGCGCAGGACUAUGAGCGGGCUGAAGCACAGACAGUACCAGAUCGUGGCCAUCAGGGGCGUUCUCAGUAACAGAGAGGUGGAGGGAGCCAAAGUGAUCCAGUCAGUGAGAAUACCAUAGAUGCCUCUGGUGUAAGAUCGGACGACUUGGACCAAAACCUCCCUUUAACAACAAGUGGAAAAGCACAGUUCUAAAACUAGUCAACAGACAGUGAAGUAGUGUUUUGAAUAACAAUGUACUGUAAGUGGUAAUGUCCUGUUGCACUGCACAGCUAGAUUCAUUUUUGUGCAGACAAGAAGCAAACUCAAGGUGUACAUUUUGCAGUUAACCUGGCACAUUGAAUUAUUGCUUGAUCUGAUAAACUCAACUGAAUGAAGAAUUAUACCGACCAAUAUCCAGUAGAUUGGUUCACUCAGAACAAACUGUUUUAUAUGUCAAUUUAGAAAAUGACAUAUUUAUUACAAUAAAUUUAAAUAGAAAGUCCAUUGCUAUCUAUGGCAGUAUUCAUAUCAUAUAUAAGUGAGGAAAAUGUCAUUCUUCUCAUGCUGAAAUAACAGUUACCUGUGGUUGUAAUUCCAGAUGUCAAAAAAUCUUGGAAACAAAGUGAAUAUCCACACUGGAACCUUCUCUCUUCUCACAUUUCAGGGUUCCCUACAGAUCACUACAGUGAUCCCUGAUAGGUCUACAUGUAUGUACACUGAUGUUGGAUGUGAUAGACAAGUACAGGGGUGCUGUAGGGAACUUUGAAAUGCAAGGAAACUGAUGACCUCACAAAACUGAUGACACUUUGGCAAUAUGUUACAAUAAUGUCAGGUUUAUUGUUUGAUACGAUGCAUGAUAACUGUUCACAUGCUACAAGAUAAGCUAGGUGUAAAGUACAACACUGAAAGAUGUAUGAGCCAAGUUUAUUGUCUGGUGUCUAAAGGUAGUGUAAUGUAGUACUAAAUAAAGUAUUGAUGCUGGUGAUCUGCAUUGCGCACAAGACUGUUGUGGCAAUAUUGAUGAUAGUAUGUAUGAUGUGCAUUUCUUCUGUACAUUUACAACUGAAAUUUUUCCAUACUUUUGCAACUACAAGUACUGUAAAUUUUGUAGGUGUUAGAUGUGUUACAAUGUGUUACUGAAGUUUCAAUACAAUAGCAAAUGAAACAGCAACAACAAAAAAGAAAUCUAUAUUCUGCAAUGAUCUUGGUCACCUUUUUGCCUUUGAAUAUUACAUUUGUGCACAGCAAGGUUCACAAAGGAAAACCCGCGUCAAUGCUUGACUGAACGGCCAGUGAUACCAAGGAAACACUGUAAACAUAGAUAGUCUUGCUGUCAUUUAGAGAACUGUAACCAUGGAGAUCUCAUGCCAUGGAAACCAAUGUUUGAAAAGCGAGUGUGCUAACUCCUUUGUUAUGUUCCUGUUUGCAAAUUCUAGAUGAAUGUGACCAUGGAUGCUUCUUUUUAUGUUUUGAGCUGCUGACUAGCUAGCAAGAGUAUUCCAUGGCAAUGUUGAAAAAAGAAAUUGAUCUCAUGAUACCUCAUGUAGACUGAAUUGCCACUGAAAAAUUACAACUGAAGUGCUGCUGCAUGUUUAUAUCAUGGAAUAUGAAGAUAUUUUGAGACAUUUAUUGAAGUUAAAAGUCACCCUUGAUUGGGUGUGUAUAUUAUUUCAUCUAUUUUUUUAUGCUCAAUUUUUUUAUAAAGGCUGGUGCAAUAUUGUCCGUAUGUGUGGAUAAUUCUCUGAAGCUGUAUGUUGGUGAUGAAUAAAGAGUUGUCAAAAGAAGCUGAA
Molecule: messenger RNA, 4441 nt
Organism: Branchiostoma floridae (Florida lancelet)
Lineage: Eukaryota; Metazoa; Chordata; Leptocardii; Amphioxiformes; Branchiostomatidae
Product: zinc finger-containing ubiquitin peptidase 1-like
Exons: 9
Coding region: 580-2790 (736 amino acids)
Source: RefSeq, a predicted model, not a curated record